Molecule: messenger RNA, 3492 nt
Organism: Salpingoeca rosetta
Lineage: Eukaryota; Choanoflagellata; Craspedida; Salpingoecidae
Product: hydrogen/potassium-exchanging ATPase 4A
Exons: 16
Coding region: 94-3492 (1132 amino acids)
Biological process (GO): sodium ion export across plasma membrane; intracellular sodium ion homeostasis; potassium ion import across plasma membrane
Cellular component (GO): membrane
Molecular function (GO): ATP hydrolysis activity; P-type sodium:potassium-exchanging transporter activity; ATP binding
Source: RefSeq, a predicted model, not a curated record
GCCAACCCCAGCCAUUUCUUCCAACAUCAGCGCGAGCGCGUGCGUGUCUGUCACCGGGUGUACAAUAGAGAGGAGACAGCAGCAGCAACAGACAUGGACCCUUCCUUUGACAAUGAGGUUGACCAGCGCACGGACAGCUAUCGUGCUGCCAUGCAGCGCAAGCAAAAGUCCAGCUCAUCUGUGCUCAACUUGGGCGGCGUGACCCGUGGCUCAUCCAACACGGAUAUCGGCGUCACCCCAGUUCCUCCCUCUGCCUCUGCCUCUGCAUCCCAACAGCAGCAGCAUCAGUCAUCGUCUGCUGUUGUUGCGAACGGCAACACCAAUGGCGGUCUCAAGUCGUCGGGAGUCGCCGCCACCACCUUCUCAGCGACGAAGCCCACCUCCCCGAAACCAGCCGCCGCUGCGACCCCACCCGAGGAGAGCAAGUCGCAGGGAAAGAAGGGAAAGAAGCCAGACCUCAACGAGUUGAAGAAGGAACUGGUAAUGGACGAGCACCAGGUGCCCGUGGAGGAACUCAUGGCGCGCUUCAACUUGAAAGAUCUGGAGCAGGGCCUGACGGAGACCCGCGCAGCACAGACGCUCGCUGACGAGGGACCCAACGCCCUCACCCCGCCGCCAACGACGCCAGAGUGGGUCAAGUUCCUUCGCCAGAUGACCGGCGGGUUUGCCACGCUGUUGUGGAUCGGCGCCAUCCUGUGCUUCAUCGCAUAUGGUAUCCAGGUGUCGCAGGCCAAGCCUGGCGAAAAGGCCCCGGCAGACAACCUGUACCUUGGCAUCGUGCUUGCCGUCGUCGUCCUGAUCACGGGCUGCUUCUCCUACUUCCAAGAAGGCCGCGCUGCCAACGUGAUGAAAGGGUUUGCAAAGCUGCAGCCGCAGAAGAGCAAGGUCAGGCGUGAAGGAAAGGUCCGCAUUGUCGACGCGGUUGAGCUGGUGCGCGGUGACGUCGUCGAGAUCAAAUCUGGCGAUCGCAUUCCUGCAGACCUCCGCCUCAUUGAGACACAGGGACUCAAGGUCGACAACUCCUCUCUCACCGGUGAGGCCGAGCCACAGAAGCGCAGCAAAGAGUGCACAGACGCCAACCCACUGGAGACACAGAACAUCGCCUUCUACUCCACCAACGCCGUGGAGGGGUCUGGUGUUGGCAUUGUGAUUCGAUGCGGAGAUAACACCGUCCUCGGCCGCAUCGCCGGCCUCGCAAGCGGCGUCGAUGCUGGAGAAACCCCAAUUGCACGGGAGAUUCAUCACUUCACCAAGAUCAUCACCAUCGUCGCCAUGAUUGUUGGUGCGAUCUUCUUUGCCAUUUCGCUCGCCAUCGGCUACUUCUGGCUCGACGCCGUCAUCUUCCUCAUCGGUAUCAUUGUCGCUCAGGUGCCAGAGGGUCUGCUCGCCACGGUGACGGUGUGCCUGACGCUGACGGCAAAGAAGAUGGCGACGAAGAACUGCCUCGUGAAGAACCUGGAGGCUGUGGAGACGCUUGGCUCCACCUCCACCAUCUGCUCCGACAAGACCGGCACCCUGACGCAGAACAACAUGACGGUUGCACACAUUUGCUUUGAUCAAGAGAUUCGAGAGAUCAACACGGACCCGAAGGUGGAGAAGAAGAUGCAGUUUGACAUCAACGACUCCUACCUCGCCCUCUUUCGCGUCGCCGUCCUUUGCAACAAGGCCAACUUCCGCCCGCCAAACCCCGGCGAGGACUUCAGUGACGUGCCCAUCCUCCGGCGUGACACAAUUGGCGAUGCGUCUGAGUCCGCCAUCUUCAAGUACACGGAGCGUAACGCUGCACGCGUGCUGACAGAGACAAAGUCCGUCAAGGAUUCGCUCGUUGUUGGCGAGCGCUCCAAGUACCCAAAUGUGGCUGACAUUCCCUUCAACUCGAAGAACAAGUACCAGGUCUCUGUGCACGAGACACCAGACGACGACCCGCGCUACCUCCUCGUCAUGAAGGGUGCCCCCGAGCGCAUCAUCAACCGCUGUUCGCAUCUCUACCGCAACGGCGAGAUUGUCGACAUGACCGAGGCGGAUCGCAAGAAGUUUGAGGACAACAACACCGCCCUCGGCAAGCGUGGCGAGCGUGUGCUUGGCUUUGCCUGCCUCCGCCUCCCCGCCGACCAGUACCCUUCUGGUUACCAGUUUGAGACCCAGCCCGCCAACUUCCCACUCGAAGGUCUCGUGUACUGCGGUCUCUUUGCCAUGAUUGAUCCCCCUCGCCCCGCCGUCCCCAACGCCGUCGCAAAGUGCCGCUCUGCCGGUAUCAAGGUCAUCAUGGUGACGGGCGACCACCCCGUGACAGCGCAGGCGAUUGCGAAGCAAGUCGGCAUCAUCUACACGGAGAAAACUAUCGAUGAUCUUGCAGAGGAGCGCGGGGUGGACGCUUCGUCCAUUGACCUGUCGGAACCUGGUGCCAUCGUCGUCAAGGGCUCCACGCUGGCAGACAUGUCGGCAGAGGACCUUGACCACGUGCUCGCCAACCACACUGAGAUUGUGUUUGCCCGUACAUCUCCACAGCAGAAACUCAUCAUCGUCGAAGGCUGCCAGCGUGCUGGCCAGAUUGUUGCUGUGACGGGCGAUGGUGUGAACGACUCCCCUGCGCUGAAGAAGGCUGACAUUGGUGUUGCCAUGGGUAUCGCUGGCUCCGAUGUGUCCAAGCAGGCAGCAGACAUGAUUCUCCUUGACGACAACUUUGCGUCCAUUGUGACUGGCGUGGAGGAAGGGCGACUCAUCUUCGACAACCUUAAGAAGUCCAUUGCCUACACCCUCACAUCCAAACUGCCUGAGUUGACCCCGUUCCUCUUCUUCGUUCUCGCUUCCGCCCCGCUUCCCCUCGGCACCGUCACCAUUCUUUGCAUCGAUCUCGGAACAGAUAUGGUGCCCGCCAUUUCGCUGGCGUACGAGGGCCCGGAGUCCGACAUCAUGAUGCGACCACCGCGCAACCCAACCAAGGACCGCCUCGUCAACAUCCGGCUGCUGUGCAUGACGUACCUCCUCAUUGGCGCAGUCCAGACGGCAGCUGGCUUCUUCACAUACUGCACGCAGAUGAGCGAAUAUGGCUUCUUGAUGAACGACGUGUUUGGUCUUCGUGACGACUGGGACGACCGCAACUUCGAGGAAGUCACAGACAGCUACGGCCAGCAAUGGACGUAUGACCAGCGCAAGGACCUCGAGGCGACGUGCCAGACGGCGUUCUUCGUCUCCAUCGUCAUUGCGCAAUGGACCGAUCUGGUCAUCUGCAAGACGCGUCGUCUCUCCCUCAUGCAGCAGGGCAUGCGGAACGGCGUGCUGACGUUUGCGCUCUUUUUUGAGACGGCGCUCGCUGCUGUGCUGUCGUAUGCACCGGGCACCGACGUCGCACUGAACAUGCGCCCGCUGCUGUUCCGCCACUGGCUCACUCCGCUCCCCUUCUCCGUCUCAAUCCUCAUGUUUGAUGAGAUUCGCAAGUGGUUCAUUCGCAAGUACCCGACUGGAUUUGCCUUCCGCGAAACAUACUACUGA